Molecule: messenger RNA, 3852 nt
Organism: Dreissena polymorpha
Lineage: Eukaryota; Metazoa; Mollusca; Bivalvia; Myida; Dreissenidae
Exons: 3
Coding region: 230-1684 (484 amino acids)
Source: RefSeq, a predicted model, not a curated record
UUGUUAAAACCGCAAUUACAUUAUCGUUCGUGGAGACUUAGUACAAAAAACUUGUUCUAUUAAGAAAAUACACACCAUGGAUUUUAUUAUGCAAUCAUUCACUCCAAACAUCAUUCUAAAAAUGCUUAUUUUGUAUUGAAGAUGUAAUUGUCAGUGGCGCUUGAAAAGGCACGUACUGAUCCUGUAAAAACGAGGUUUUCAAAAAACCAAGGUCGUUCGUUCCACUUAAAUGCAAAGAGUAUAUAAACGAUAUCCGUUGUAUACUUACAUUACACAAUUUCAUCGGUGUUUGAAUGAUAAAUUAUAUUUCAAUAUAAGCCUCAACAUGGAGCAUGGAAGCUUAAUCGGGCUUUUUCUUGAUGUAUCCGGUUCCAUGAAGGAAAAUGCAGUCGGAAGUGUGGAGAAGGAAGGCGAAUGGGUCCGAUCGUUGUUUCAAGUAAUUGACGACGUAAUAAAACAUGACGUGAAUGAAAACAAUCGGGUGUUUACUAUUGGUUUCGGAGGUCAAUCAAAUGAUGGAACAUUCGAUAUUUUAAAAUCUAUUGACAAAGCACAGCAUCAAAAAGAAAGACUUGAACAGGGGAGAGAAAACGCUGGAAGGGGCACAGUAAAAGACAUAUUUAAAGUUCUUAUUCGUCAUGGUGCUCAUUAUUUAGAACAUUGGACCACAGUUGAACAAGUACAGAGACACAUAUCACAGGCAGAAGCAGAGAUGUUUUUAGAGGCGAUACAAAACGACGAUUCAUUAGCAACACGGAUUGUUAAAGAAUGCUUGCCCGAUGCUUGCAGAGGCAUGUCGCAGACAACACCCAUUGGUGGUGUCCUUUCGUUAAUUCCCGGUUUCGAUUUUUUAACAACAAACGCGGUAACCGCAUUUAGAACUGCAACACCAGCUGAGAUACGAAAAGCAAUUCAAUCAGGAAUUGGUCUUAUUAAGAAUAACUUCAAAUUAACGCCCAUUAAUGUUACCAAGGCCGCAGAGAGUGUUCAGAAAGCCGCAACAACUAUACGUGGUACAGUGCAUGGGGCUGAACUGACUGACAGAAGAAGACAGGAACUACUCAAUCUUGUAAAACCUGUCAUUUAUGGUGGAACACCGAUCGUGUCUGCUUUGAGGUCUGCAAGUGAAAUAUUUACGAAAGAAAGCUCAAAUGUAGAAAAGAUAAUGAUCGUCAUAUCAGAUGGAGAGUGGAGCGAUUCGCCAUCGUUUCUUGAUUUGUUAAAAGAUGUAAAAAUCGUGUGUUGUUUCGUAAGUCGAUCUUCAAACAUACGUCCCAGACACCUGUUUGAUACUUCCGAGUUUUAUUGGGAUCCUGGGGCAAGGAAAAUGUUUGAAUUGAGUUCAGUUAUUUCUUCACAACUGCUACCGAGGACGAUCAUACUACAGCAUGGUUGGUCAUUUGAUAUUGAGAAGAACAACACAAAACUUUUCGCUCACGUAAACAAUCCUGAACACAUGCGCGAAAUAUGUCGACUGGGAAAGAAAAUUGCUUGCAAUCAAGAAUGUCUGUCAGAGUUACUUGUAACAGUUUCCUUGGAUCAACUUGUAUAUCAACCAAAGCAACACAGGUUUAACUGCUCCGAAUCAAAUAGGCGGAACAUGUUAUGCUCAUGCUUCAGCAACAGCGAUCCAUUUAUCUUUGAAGAGGAUUAUCGGAAGAGAUGGAGAAUACCCAUCAUUUGAAAGUAUUCGUGACGCAUUGAUUCGUGAAAAUGGCUCUGACGGCGCCAACACAUUCGGCGUUCUAAAGAAAGUCUGUCCACGGUAUCGUCUUCAAUGUACUGAAAUAUAUGGCCAUGACGUUUUCAGAGCUAUUGUUGCAAAACGAAUUAUUGUCGCCAAAUUUCGCUUGACAGACAGAGAAUGGGGUGUUUUCAAAGAUUUCUACCGAAAAGAACCCAAAAAAGAAAGGGAAAAAAGGAUCCUAUCACGUGCAACAUGCCCGCAAUGCCACCAGGAAUUCACGUGCAGCGAAGAAGGAAAUAUUCUUGCCAUGAAUAUUUACCUGACGUCAAUUGCAACGUCCCAUGAAGAAGACAUUACUGAUUAGCGGCAUUGCGUGGCGUACAGCACGGAGCCUUAAGAUAUGAUCGUUCACAACAUUAAAGAGAUAUCUAAAUAUAUAACCGAUCGCCGUGGCCUAGUGGAUAAGGCGUCCGCCUCAGGAUCGGGAGGUCGAAGGUUCGAGCCCCAUGGGGAGCGUUUGUCGAAGGGUGGAUGUUUGUCAUGGGACUUGUUCCGAUAUGGCCGGCUCGUUUUUAGGGGUAAGUGGUUGAAUAUGCAUGCAUUAUUUGACACGCUUCGUUGUUUCAAAGGAAUAGGACGGGAGCUAUCGAUUGAGGGGCAAAAACUAAAAAAUAUUGUUUGAAAAUCUGUAGAAGAUUUAUUCGUGUUGACAAACGGACUCGAAAUAUUGCUCGGUUUUCGACCGACUGUGAGUUAACGGCUGGACAGAUAUUUUUGAAGUUAACUUUUCUUGAAAGGUUGUUCAAUUGCCCAUAGUAGGAUCAAGGGAUGCUUUGGAUUAAAGCUAUUUUUGACAUUUUUGCGGCCCGCGAAGACAGGUCUAUAAUAAAGUCUAGUUAAUGACCUUGUUAUAAUUCCAAUAUCAGAGGGUGGGGAUUUUUUUUUUCAUGGCUCUUUGUCAAUUUUUUCUCAUUAAACAUGAUUUUAUACAUUAAUUUGAAUAUAUUGGGCUCCUAAAAAAUAUAUAUAUGAAAAAUACUAUCCUGGGUACGUUACUUCCACCUGUGCAUUUUAGUUGUGUUAAAAUGUGUAAUGUAAUAUUUUCUAGUAAACGGUCGACAUAUUUUGUAAUGUGUGUGAAGGCAAGUAAAGAAAUAAUUAUGUGAACGACUAAUUUGCUUGUUAGUAUUUGUGCUUUAUUAUAUAACAUACAUAUGGAAAAAAAUGCACCGUGUAGUUAUUGACCGGGUCUGCUCUAUUCUAAGCUAUUUGCGAUGAAAUCCUUUAUAUACCCUGGAACGAUUUUAAUCAGAAAAUACACAUGCCAUAUCUGUCGGGUCGGAUAUCACAUGUUAUUUAAUGGCCCUAUUCCACUACGAAAACAAGCCCAAGAUUCGCUACGAUUUAUCACAUUUAUUGAAUCGGGAAGACUCGUGACAUUCUACGAUUCAGUUACGACGAAUCGUGGGGUUCGGUUGAAGUCUUGCGAAUAGGGUCGCGACUUCACAACGAUGUGUAAGAAUCUACUGCGACUGUACUACGAUCGAUGCAGAUCGGUCACGACUAAGCUAGGACCUCACCGAACGCAUCCAUGAAUAAGGCGUCAAUAUCUAUUGACCUUUUGACACCUUCACACAAUAAUCACUUUAACUUGCGAUCUUGCAAAAAGGGGGAUUUAAAGCUUGUGCGAAUACCCAAAACAAACUAUUUCAAACGAUUGUUUGAAUUUUCUAGCACACAAAUUUGGCAUUCGUUUCCCCAAUUUAUACGUCAAACAAACAAUUGUAUGACAUUUAAGAAAAAAAUAAAAGCUUAUCUUUCUACCACACUUUAUGAAAUAUACUGAACAUGCUUCAUGUUUUUUAGUAAAUAGCCUUAGUUUAAUGUUUAAAUACUGUUCUUGCAUACAUGGUAAUUGUAGUUGUAUGUCUGUCAUGUGUUUUUAAUUAUGAUAUAUAUCAUUGUAAGUAUGCAUGCAUAUGUGAUUAUUUAAGUUUUGUUAUUAUUGCUCAAGAUGAAAUAUAAUGUAUUCGUUGUAAAUUGUAUUAUGUUAGAAGACCUUGUUGAAAAUAAAAAUGUAUUAUAUAAAUUGCAUAUUAUGUAAUUUCAUCUUAUGUAUUUCUUAACAAGUCUAUCUUCUUUAAAUAAAGAAUGUAUUAUUAUUA